UUUAAGUAGAAUUUACAUAAUUAUUUUUAGUAAGAUGUGAGUAACCUGCAAGACAAAGUUUUGACAAGAGAUCAGUACAGAGUAUUGUCAGGAUCAUGAAAUGCCUGUGUGAGGAAAGUGUAAGGCAGACCAGCAUUAUCAGUGUAAAGUUGAGCAGAUAAGAAGCUCUCAGCAAUUGGAAUAUCAAGUUCAAAGUUUGGAUAGAUUGAUAGAAAUUACUCAGAGACACUAUGAAGAUUUUUAUAUUGAAGAAAGAUGACCCAAGUUCAUAGAGGCCAUUAAUGGAAUUAAAGCUAGUUUUGUUAUAGAAAAGAAGAAAGUAUGAGAAGCAAUUAAUGGUGGACAUUUCUUGGAUUUUAAAGACUGUGAAAUCCAAUUAAAUAAGAUUCGAAAAGAAUUCAGUUUGGACACAGUUAUAAUGGAUGUAAUGAGCUAUUCAUAUCAGCAACUCAUUCUUAAGAAGGGCUUAAAUGAGGAGUCAAAUCUCAAUGCAAUUCCAAAAGCAUCUUUCAAAGAAGGAAUAAUACUCAAUCAAGAUACAAAUCCUGAAGAAGCCCCUAAUAAGCAGAAUAAGAAUGAAGAGACAAAAUAUGAAGAUACUAUGAAGGAGGUGACUUACAGUGAAGAUUCUUCAAUGAAAGAGACUGAAGUAGGAGAGACUCAGACAGGAGAAAAUAAGACUGAGGAUAUAAAAUUUAAAGAAUUCUCCACUGAAAUUAUUAAGAAUGGAGAGAAAAAAGAGGAUAGAGUUGAAAAUGAGAUUUUAAGCCAGUUCCACAGCUCUGACAAAAAUAUUACUAAAAAUGAAGAAAUUAAAUCUGAAAAUUUCUGAAGCAAUCCAACUCUCUCAGCAACUCCAUUGUGCAAUGAUGAGAAUCUUGGUAUGUCUCCUCAAAUGAAGGGAGCCUUUAUAUCUAAUAGAACUAAGAAAAAGUCUAUUAAAGGCAGGAAGGCUAGAAAACUAAAUAAAAGAAAAUUCAAGAAAAAAUUACAAUGCCUCUACUAACUAAACAAUAACCCCAGUGAAAUCCAAAUAAUCUCCCAAUUCAGUUC
Molecule: messenger RNA, 1053 nt
Organism: Moneuplotes crassus
Lineage: Eukaryota; Ciliophora; Spirotrichea; Euplotida; Euplotidae
Source: the annotation of a GenBank genome assembly